Molecule: messenger RNA, 1202 nt
Organism: Rhododendron vialii
Lineage: Eukaryota; Viridiplantae; Streptophyta; Magnoliopsida; Ericales; Ericaceae
Product: transcription factor MYB16-like
Exons: 4
Coding region: 81-1181 (366 amino acids)
Source: RefSeq, a predicted model, not a curated record
UCCUCCAAUCUUUACUUCGCUUAAAAGAGAACAGACAAAGAAACAAGGAAAACAUCUCUCUCUCUCUCUCUCUCUCUAGGAUGGGCAGGCCACCUUGCUGUGAGAAGGUGGGAUUGAAGAAAGGGCCAUGGACACCUCAAGAAGACCACAAGCUUUUGGCUUACAUUGAACAAUACGGUCCCGGAAGCUGGAGUGCUCUCCCCGCAGAAGCUGGCCUCCAGAGAUGCGGAAAGAGUUGCAGAUUGAGGUGGAAGAAUUACCUCAGACCUGAUAUCAAGAGAGGCAAGUUCAGUUUGCAGGAAGAACAAACCAUCAUCCAACUCCACGCUCUUCUCGGAAACAGAUGGUCAAUCAUAGCAGCUCACUUAUCGAAGAGAACCGAUAACGACAUCAAGAACCACUGGAACACACACCUCAAAAAGAGGUUAACCAAGAUGGGAAUUGAUCCAGUGACUCACAAGCAGAAGAGCCAUGCCCUCAGCCCUGACCAGUUGAAGGACGCCGCCAACCUCAAACACAUGGCUCAGUGGGAGGGUGCACGACUUGAAGCCGAAGCCCGACUCAUUCGGGAGCCCAAGCUACAAGUCCCCAACCCUUUUCAAACACAACUCGACUCCUUGGGUUCAGCUGAACUCGUUUACGAAGCGACAACUACUGGACCACUGCCGCCUCUGCCUCUUCAACCAAUUUGUUUGGAUGUUCUAACAGCUUGGAAGGGAUCAUGGCUAAAAGCACCAAAAUAUAAUGACUUUGCGGUCCGUACCUUUGCGGCCACUAGCAGUUCUCUUGACUUUCUUACAUCCUCAUUAGACUUCUCAAAAAAAGGUGAAGCCUGCAUGAUUAUGAAAGCAGGGGCUGACUUGGAAAUUCCAACAAAUGAUUUUCAGGAUCCAAAGGAAAGAAUGGACAUUGAACUAUUGCAGCUUCAGGGCUUGGGAUGUUCCACAGAUGAUGACUUCAUGGCUACUGGAAAUGAAACAAUCCUGCUUCCAAAUUUUAUGGAAGCAGGGUUUGGUGAUAUGUUGUUCGACAAUUCUAAUCAACUAUACCCGUCCAUCACAGGCGGAAACUCAGGUAUUGUCGCCGGAACUUGCUGCAGCAAUCUCGAAGAGAACAAGAAUUACUGGAACAGCAUCGUGAAUCUGGUGAACUGUUCGCCAUCAGGUUCACCGGUGUUUUGAACGUGAUGGGAUUCAACGUAC